Galeopterus variegatus (Sunda flying lemur) is the source of this 3236-nucleotide messenger RNA. RefSeq names its product arylsulfatase family, member J (gene ARSJ). Lineage: Eukaryota; Metazoa; Chordata; Mammalia; Dermoptera; Cynocephalidae. The record is from RefSeq and is a predicted model, not a curated record. Bases 296 to 2092 code for a protein of 598 amino acids. The transcript has 2 exons.
UGGAGAUAUUAACUUUUUUGUGGAAGCUGCUCUGGGAAGUGAGGAGGAGGAGGAGAAAAUUAACUUUGGUGCAGAAGAAGGACACUUUCUUGUUUCUCCGUUGUCCCAUCCGUUAAGCCAUCCCUCAUAGAAGAUUAAAGUUAUCGGACGUGGUGACAGCCGAGGGGAGCGCAGGAUUUCUUUCCGGGUGGACAACCUCCACCUUCUGCUGGCUCUACCCCUCCUGCGUGCAUGUGUGCGCAGGCGGCGCGCGGUGCGAGGUUCGCACGUGGAGUCGCAGCUGGGACCCGAGUGCAUGGCCCCCUGGGGCUGCGCGGGACCUCUGCCUGCGCCGUCCGUGCGGGCCUGGGUCUGGCCUGGAAAGAUGCUAGCUAUGGGAGCGCUGGCAGGCUUCUGGGUCCUCAGCCUCCUCACCUACGGUUACCUGUCCUGGGGCCAGAGCUUAGAGGAGGAGGAGGAAGGGACCUUUCGAGCUCAAACUGGAGAGAGACCCGAGCCCAGCACAACGGCCACCUCCCAGCCUCAUCUCAUUUUCAUCUUAGCAGAUGAUCAGGGAUUUAGAGAUGUGGGUUACCACGGAUCUGAGAUAAAGACGCCAACCCUUGAUAAACUCGCUGCCGAAGGAGUUAAACUGGAGAACUACUAUGUCCAGCCUAUUUGCACACCUUCCAGGAGUCAGUUUAUUACUGGCAAGUAUCAGAUACACACCGGACUUCAACAUUCUAUCAUAAGACCUACCCAACCCAACUGUUUACCUCUGGAUAAUGCAACCCUACCUCAGAAGCUGAAGGAGGUUGGAUAUUCAACACAUAUGGUUGGCAAAUGGCACUUGGGUUUUUACAGAAAAGAAUGCAUGCCCACCAAGAGAGGAUUUGAUACCUUUUUUGGUUCCCUUUUGGGAAGUGGUGAUUACUAUACACACUAUAAAUGUGACAGUCCUGGGAUGUGUGGGUAUGACUUGUAUGAAAAUGAUAAUGCUGCCUGGGACUACGACAAUGGCAUCUACUCUACACAGAUGUACACUCAGAGAGUGCAGCAAAUCUUAGCUUCCCAUAACCCCACAAAGCCUAUAUUUUUAUAUAUUGCGUACCAAGCUGUUCACUCACCAUUGCAAGCCCCUGGCAGGUAUUUUGAACACUACCGAUCCAUUGUCAACAUAAAUAGGCGGAGGUAUGCGGCCAUGCUUUCCUGCUUAGAUGAAGCAAUCAACAAUGUGACCCUGGCUUUAAAGACCUAUGGUUUCUAUAACAACAGCAUUAUCAUUUACUCUUCAGAUAAUGGCGGCCAGCCCACGGCAGGAGGAAGUAACUGGCCUCUCAGAGGUAGCAAAGGAACAUAUUGGGAAGGGGGUAUCCGGGCUGUUGGCUUUGUACAUAGCCCACUCCUGAAAAACAAGGGAACAGUGUGUAAGGAACUUGUGCACAUCACUGACUGGUACCCCACUCUGAUUUCACUGGCUGAAGGACAGAUUGAUGAGGACAUUCAACUGGAUGGCUAUGACAUCUGGGAGACCAUAAGUGAAGGCCUUCGUUCACCCCGAGUGGAUAUUUUGCACAACAUUGACCCCAUUUACAUCAAGGCAAAAAAUGGCUCCUGGGCGGCAGGCUAUGGGAUCUGGAACACUGCAAUCCAGUCAGCCAUCAGGGUGCGGCACUGGAAACUCCUCACAGGAAAUCCUGGCUACAGUGACUGGGUUCCCCCUCAGUCUUUCAGCAACCUGGGACCAAACCGGUGGCACAAUGAGCGGAUUACUUUGUCAACUGGCAAAAGUAUAUGGCUUUUCAAUAUCACAGCUGACCCAUAUGAGAGGGUGGAUCUUUCCAACAGGUAUCCUGGAAUUGUGAAGAAGCUCCUGCGGAGGCUCUCACAAUUCAACAAAACCGCAGUGCCUGUCAGGUACCCCCCCAAAGACCCCAGAAGUAACCCUCAGCUCAAUGGAGGAGUCUGGGGACCUUGGUAUAAAGAGGAAAACAAGAAAAAGAGGCCAAGCAAAAAUAAGGCUGAGAAAAAGCAAAAGAAAAUUAAGAUGAAGAAGAAACAGCACAGAACAGGUUCAUUUCCAAAUUGCCAUUCAGGUGUUACUCGUGGAUAAGUACUAAUGUUUCCUGUUUCGUUAAAAAUAAAUCAGUUUUUAUGUUUCACCUGUUUUGUAGGUACACCAGCAAAUUUGGAUCAAUAAUAUCACUGCCGUAAGCAUCAGGCUUGUUUUAUAUGUGGUGGCACUUCAGAGAUACCUGCCACCUGGCCACAACAUGGAAAACUCUUCCACUUGGUGCCCAAAGUGCUACUCUUGCAAGCCACACUUCGAGGAGAAUGGAGAUGUUUAUUUCUCUCGCUCCUUUAUAAAAGGUGGUCAGUCAUGAGUUCAACUGCUGUGCUUCAGUCAGUUGACCAAACCCUAUGCUUUAAACUACAGGAAGGGACUAUCACCUGCAAUAGAUGAGCAUGCGACUUGACGGAAGUUACAGGGUAGCACGGUUCAUGCUACUUUUGAUAAAAGAUAGUCAAAGGUUGUGUCACCUCAAAGGCCUUGAAAAAUAUAUUUUCUUAAUGGAUUUUUGUAUCUCCAUCAUAUGACACUUGGUUUUUUUAAUUAAUUCUAUUUUAUGUAUCAUUUUUUUCCUGUGAAAAUAAGCUGUUUUUCUCACAUGCGAACAGCUUGCACCUCACUUUAUCAUGCACGAGGGAAUGGCAAAUAAGAAUGUUCGAGCACACUGCCAAAAAUGAAUGUAACUAUUUUCUAAACACUUUAAUAGGGUAACAUUUCAGUGUAAAGUACAUAAUUUAUUUUUACAGAAAAAAUAUUAUUUUGUUUUCAUCAAAAGUUAUGCAAAUGACUUGAUUAUUUUAUUUUUAUUUUGUGCAUACCAUUAGAAGAAUUUUAUUUCAUUUCUUCAAGAUUACUAGGCACUGUAAUACUAUAAAUUACUGUAAUACUGUGUGAAUUCAUAGAAUAUAAAAAGAAAAUGACUCAGAAAAAAUUAUAAUCAUCAUUGUUUAAUCGUUAUUUUGAAUGUAAUAAGAUGAAUAUAUUCCUUACAAAUUACUUGGAAAUUCAGUGUUUGUGUAGAGUUGAGACAAUUUUUAUUAUUUCUAUCAUAAACUAUUUAUGUACCUUAAUUAUUAAAAUGAUUUAUUUUAUGGCAUUAGCAAAUUUGGUGUGGCUUUUCUGAUCUAACUUUUAGAUAAAAUUAUAUUAUUCAUGUUAAAAAACAAAAAUCUUUACAAAUGGGCAA